Dinoponera quadriceps is the source of this 486-nucleotide messenger RNA. RefSeq lists its product as uncharacterized. The transcript is spliced from 3 exons. The coding region runs from base 95 to 307 and encodes 70 amino acids. Lineage: Eukaryota; Metazoa; Arthropoda; Insecta; Hymenoptera; Formicidae. The record is from RefSeq and is a predicted model, not a curated record.
GGUAUCGUAUCUGUUCCUCCAUCGCAGAAAGAAGUAUUGUGCAAGUGAUUGUCAGUUACAAGUAGCUAGCGAGUUUGCAGAGAAUUUGAUAAAUAUGUGGUACGAAAUAAUUCCAUCGAUGGUAAUAGUAGGCAUGGUACCAAUUGUACCUCAAUUGUUUUGCUAUUACCUUAACGAACUAGUGUUGGGGAACCCUAUGCGUAGGGACAUGAGAAACAUAUGGGAUCGUCACAUGUUUACACGAGACACCCGUAUAGAUGGAGCACCAUGGAAAAAUAGGGGACUAGAGAAUAUUCCUGAUGACUAAGAGAGUACAAACGUCAAAUAAAUAAUGAAUACAACAUGGCAGUAAUGGUGUAUUGUGUAGACAUUAAGUAACGGUAGAUAUGAGAAUAUAUGUAUCAUAAGUCACCAUUUCGGAUAAUUGUGAUAUAUGUAUAUAUAUAUACGUAUAUGUAUAUAAAUAUAUGCAUGUAAUACAUUAAA